Oldenlandia corymbosa var. corymbosa is the source of this 824-nucleotide messenger RNA. The record is from the annotation of a GenBank genome assembly. NCBI's taxonomy places the organism in Eukaryota, Viridiplantae, Streptophyta, Magnoliopsida, Gentianales, Rubiaceae.
AUGAAAAAGAUGUUCAUUCUUCUUGUAGUUUUGAUGAAUACCAUAAAUCCUGCAUAUUCACAAACCAAACACAUAUUCUUGCUGGCUGGUCAAAGCAACAUGUCUGGACAAGGUGGAGUUGUGAAGAACAAAUGGGAUCGGCUCGUGCCCCCCGAAUCCAGCCCGAACCCGAACAUCCUCAAACUCAAUGCAAAGCUGAAAUGGGAAGUGGCAAAAGAGCCUCUCCAUGCAGGUAUUGAUAAGAAUGUGACGAAUGGAAUAGGGCCCGGAAUUCCCUUUGCAAAUUCAUUGCUGAAGAGAAUUCCGGAUUACGGGACCAUUGGUUUGGUGCCUUGUGCUAUAUCCGGGGCCAAAAUCAUUCAAUGGCAAAAAGGAACCAUUUUUUAUGAUCAGUUGGUGAAUAGGGCUAAAGCUGCUGUACAAAAUGGUGGUGGGAAUAAUACUAUUGAAGCCUUACUUUGGUAUCAAGGCGAAAGUGAUACUAUGAGCCAAACAGAUGCAAAUCUAUAUAAAGGAAGAUUGCAGCAGUUUAUCAUUGAUCUAAGAAAGGACUUGAAUUUGCCGGACCUUUUGGUUAUUGAGGUAUUUUUACUACAACAAUUUCGAGGUUGCGCUUGCUUCAGGAGGAAAACACUAUCUGGAAAUAAUAAGGCAAGCACAGCUACAAACUGACCUUCCUAAUGUGAAAUGUGUUGACGCCAUGGGAUUACCACUUCAACGUGAUAAUUUGCAUCUUACUACUUCUGCCCAAGUCCGCCUUGGUAGUAUGUUGUGUGAUGCUUUUAUUCAAUAACCCCAAUAUCAACCAACUUAUACACUCAAAC